AUGAAAUUUGCUGUACUUUUGUCAGUGCUUUGUAUUGCUGUUUGUAAUGGACUGCCAUUUGCCGAUCAAUUGGCCGCCAAUGAUGUGGACAAUAGCCAUAAAUGGGUUGUGUUGUGCUCCGGGAGUAAUGGGUGGAGUAAUUAUGCCGAUCAGGUAGAGUACAUAUAUCGGGGGUACCAUUUGUUCAGGUGUUAUGGCAUACCGGAGAGCAAUAUAAUUAUCAUGCAUUACGAUGAUAUCGCACACAACAAGAAUAACCCUAAGCCAGGGGUUGUGAUCAAUAAGAAAGGUGGUGAAAAUUUGUACCAUGAUAUUCCUAAAGAUUAUGUUGGCACCGAAGUUAACCCUGAGAACUUUUUGAAAGUAAUUAGCGGUAAUCAAGAAUUAGCUGCGAAGGGCAAGAAAGUGGUCAAGAGUGGGCCAAACGAUCACGUGUUUCUGUAUUUUGGCGAUCAUGGUGCACCAGGUAAUUGA
Molecule: messenger RNA, 474 nt
Organism: Medioppia subpectinata
Lineage: Eukaryota; Metazoa; Arthropoda; Arachnida; Sarcoptiformes; Oppiidae
Source: the annotation of a GenBank genome assembly